Molecule: messenger RNA, 5173 nt
Organism: Oncorhynchus mykiss (rainbow trout)
Lineage: Eukaryota; Metazoa; Chordata; Actinopteri; Salmoniformes; Salmonidae
Source: RefSeq, a predicted model, not a curated record
AUGUUACGUCUAGCCUAUGAGACCAGGCUGCUCUGAGAAACUGCUCCAGCUUCUUACACAGAGCUGAGCCGUCUUGCGAGAUGCCUGGCAUAUUGUAGACACCUCCAGAAGGACACUGACUCCGUUCCACUCAGCCUCUCAGCCGGUCUCCCCUCUUCCUGGUCUCUACCUCCGCCCUGUAUGAUCCUGACAAACCGUCUUCUGCCUCCUCCAUCAGGAUGAAGAACCAAAAGAAAAAAAGAGGGUUUAUUUUUCUCUUAGUCUUCUUGGUUACUCUUCCUCCCUCGUUGGGAAGGCAAACGUCAGACUAUGCUCCCUAUUUCUACGACAAAGGACCGAGCAGCACCGAUGGGAAUAUGGCUCUCUUCAGUAUCUCAGAAGACACACCAGUCGGAACACAGGUAUAUAUCCUAAAUGGCACUGACCCAGAGGGGGAUGCCGUGUGGUUUGGCCUGACCUUUGAGAAGGGCACCAGAGAAUACCUGAGAGUGGACCCCAAAUCAGGAAACAUAACUCUCAUUCAGGAACUAGACAGAGAGAAACAAGGUGAAAUCUCAGCUCUCGUUAGCAUAACAGAUGGCCGGAAUAAGGUUGUCGAGACGAUACGGGUGUUUGUCACCGAUGCCAAUGAUGAAGAACCAGAGUUCCAGAACCUGCCUUUCGCCGUAGAUGUCCCAGAGGACACUCCAGCUGGAAGCAGCAUUUACAGAGUGCAAGCGGUGGAUAAGGACAUGGGCUCUGGAGGCAGUGUCACCUACUACUUACAGGGAACUCCUACUACCAAGUUCACCAUCGACGGCCACAGUGGGGUCCUGCGGAUCAAACCAGGCGAGACGCUCGACUUUGAGACGACAACGUUACACUUUGUGACGGUGGUUGCCAAGGAUGGGGGUGGGCAGUACAAAGGGAAGCAUCAGGUGUUGACAUCUACAGCCACCAUAACCAUCAACGUCCUCGACGCCCAAGACACUCCUCCAGCCUUCGUUGGAACUCCUUACUUUGGCUACGUCUACGAGGUCUCACUUCCUGGUUCUGAAAUAGCCACUGUGUUUGCCAAAGAUGGUGACGAAGGAAACCCUAAUCCUAUUCAUUACUCUAUUACCAAUGGUAGUGAGGAUGUCUUCACCAUCAAUAGCACAACUGGUUGUAUCAGCCUAACAACUUAUCCAGUCACUCUGAGGAAUGAAUUAUAUGAAAUCAAAGUCAAGGCCACUGAGCUGGGGCCUAGCGAGGAGCUGUUGGACUACAAUGCCAUGACUAUGGUGACGGUUCGAGUGGUGGAUCUCAACAACCACCCUCCUACCUUCUACGGAGAGAACGGGCCCCAGAGCCAAUUUGAGGUGACCAUGUAUGAGCACCCUCCAGAGGGGGAGAUCCUCAGGGGGCUGAAGAUAACGGUCAACGACUCAGAUCAGGGGGCGAAUGCUAAAUUUAAACUGAGAUUGGUGGGGCCUGGUCGUGUACUCAGAGUGGUGCCCCAGACGGUCCUCAAUGAAGCACAGGUCACCGUCAUCGUUGAAGACUCUGCUGCCAUCGACUAUGAAAAAGGCAAAUCCUUAACAUACAAGUUACUGGCUGUGGAGAUUGACACCCCUGAGAGGUUCAGUGCGACAGCUGACAUUGUGAUUCACCUUUUGGACACCAAUGACAACACUCCCAGGUUCACCUCAGAGUAUUACAUCGCACGUAUCCCGGAGAACUCCCCCGGAGGCUCCAACGUUGUGUCUGUCACCGCCAAUGAUCCAGACUCUGGCCUUUGGGGUGAAGUCAAGUACUCCAUCUAUGGAUCCGGAUCUGAUUUGUUUCUCAUCCACCCGUCCUCAGGCAUCAUCUACACCCAGGCCUGGGCCACUCUGGAUGCUGAGGUCAAGUCCAAGUACAACUUCUACGUGAAGGCAGAGGACACAGAGGGCAAGUACAGCCUGGCGGAGGUGUUUGUCACUGUCCUUGACAUGAACGACCACGUUCCAGAGUUUGAUGACAGCUUUGUGGAGAGGACCAUGAUCAUCGGUGCACCUGUUAGGGUAGAGGCCAUAGAUGCCGAUGCAGAGUCGCCCAAUAACGUCAUUGAGUAUUCCAUUAUGCAAGCUGAGCCGGACAACAUCUUCGACAUCAACGCAGAGACUGGAGAGAUCAAGCUCAAGUCGUACAUCAAGUCCAUGGAGAUCGUGCAGAACAUCACCAAGCAGAAGGACUGCAGGUGGUCUCUGGUGGUCCAAGCCCGGGAUCGAGGGUCUCCGUCCUUCAGCACUACCGCCGUGGUCAACAUCGACAUCACUGAGGCGACUCAACUCAAGGGGCCUAUGGCAGCCUUUUUAUUGCAAAGUAGGCACAACCCAAUGAAGGCCCUAGGCAUGGUCGCUGGUGUCAUUAGCAUAUUGGUAGGCGUCACUGUCUUGAUCUCCACGGCUAUGUUCUUGCGCAACACAAAGUCCAACAGGAUAAUGCCGGCGCGUCGCAUCAUCAUCAGACGGAGACCGUCAAGAGACCGUAAGCCGUGGACGUUUAACGUACCGUUCCGUGGCGGCGGUGGAAAUGACCCGUUGAACAAGUUUGUUGUAGGCGACCCGGAAGCAGGGAGUGUCAGCAUCAACCCCAACAAAAACAUCAGACCCCGGUGCUCUAGAUCAAAGCCCAAUCCUCUGCCCCCCAGAGCCCCCUGUCUGUCUCCUCCAUCCUGUCCCCCUCUGUCCGCCGACCCCAGGCCCAGUGAGAGGCCCCGGGCUGCAGUGCCGACCGUCUCUGGGGCCCUGGCUUCAAAGGGCUCCAGGAGAUCCAGCCAGAGCAGAGAGAGCAACAUCAGCUCUGAGACUACUAGAAUCCCCGUCAGCUCAGCCCUGGUCUCUGAACUCAAAAGGAGACUGGAGCAGAAAAUCAUUGAGAGCAACUCAAGCUAUUAUUGAACCUGAUAGGUGUGGUGUGCUGGCGCUCUAUCCAAUCUGUCAGUAAAUUGUCUGGACUUGCUUAAUGUGCUCAGUCCUAGGAUUGUAAAACUGCGAUUGUAAAAGAAGGUUGAGGACAGUAGGUAAAUUCCCUUCAAAACUGUAUUUGUUUUCAAUGCAAGUCCUCUGUCAAAGCAAUGUUGCAACACUGUCCUAUUAUUGAACCUACUGAAUUCUAACGAGCUCUACACAUUUUCUUCAAGAUGUUAUAACAUAACGUUGGACACUUGGAUCCAUGGGCCCCGGUCCAGAAUAGUGCAGUUUACAGGGAAUAGGGUGUCAUUUGAGACACACACUGUCCUCCAGAAAUAACUAGAGAUGUUUCUGCACUGCCAUCUUGAGAUGUGUAAUGGGAUCCUUGUUAGAUACGUCUCUGCAUUGCUGCCAUCUUGAGAUGUGUAAUGGGAUCCUUGUUAGAUACGUCUCUGCAUUGCUGCCAUCUUGAGAUGUGUAAUGGGAUCCUUGUUAGAUAUGUCUCUGCAUUUCUGCCAUUUUGAGAUGUGUAAUGGGAUCCUUGUUAGAUACGUCUCUGCAUUGCUGCAAUCUUGAGACGUUUAAUGGGAUCCUUGUUAGAUACGUCUCUGCAUUUCUGCCAUCUUGAGAUGUGUAAUGGGAUCCUUGUUAGAUACGUCUCUGCAUUGCUGCAAUCUUGAGACGUUUAAUGGGAUCCUUGUUAGAUACGUCUCUGCAUUUCUGCCAUCUUGAAAAGUGUAAUGGGAUCCUUGUUAGAUAAGUUUGCAUUGCUGCCAUCUUGAGACGUGUAAUGGGAUCCUUGUUAGAUAAGUUUGCAUUGCUUCCAUCUUGAGGUGUGUAAUGGUAUCCUUGUUAGAUAAGUUUGCAUUUCUGCCAUCUUGAGACGUGUAAUGGUAUCCUUGUUAGAUAAGUUUGCAUUUCUGCCAUCUUGAGACGUGUAACGGGAUCCUUGUUAGAUACGUCUCUGCAUUUCUGCCAUCCCGAGGGGAAACAACAUGUUAACAAGAGUGACUAAGGGGGAAAUACUGGACCAUGUCUGAGGAAAAGACUACUGCAUAUUUCUGUGUCAUAUUCCUGAAACGUUUAGUUUAAUUUGUUUAAGACCCUGCAAUGUUUUCAAGAAUAGUGCUGAAAUAUAUGAUUAGGAUUGAUAUGUAGCCUAUGUUGCCAGAAUGCAAAAUGGAAUUCAAAUUACGGAAUUAAUUUGGCUAAAAGGACGCCUCAAAAUAGCCUCAAUCAGCCUUGCUUCUGUAGCUAGCUAGCUAGCUUGUUUACAAUGAUUUGAUGCAGUCCAGACGGGCACUAGCAGAUGGCAUAAUAGGUAACAUAUGGCAGCAAGGAGUUGGUGUAACUAGUGCCGCACGCCGGAGCCCCUAUUCCUCUCUCCACUCACCUCUUCCCCACCUUUCUACUGAUACAAACAAAGGGACUGCAGCGAGCAAGUCUCCAUUGAAGUUUUCCAAAACAACUGUUUUCUUUAAAACACGUAGUAUUUCUACUAUCAUGAUUUUGUUGUAACAGUGAAAACAUUUCAAAUGGCCCAUCUCUAAAAAAUGUACCAACUUUGACUUGUGCGUCAGAUCGAAGCAGCUAUACGACACAGCUAUAAAAAAAAUAAACAAGAGAUAUUUUUGACAGGAUAAAUGCCAUUGCUUAAAACACGAGUGCUCGUGGACCUGUGUUUGUGACAUUCUAAUGGUGUUUGUCAUAUUUAGAUAAGUAGAUGUUCAAGGAUUAUGAUGUGCCACUGCCUGUUUCCAAGACAACAAAAACUCUUGCUUGUUUGAAAUCAGUAACUUUUUUUCUUUAUUUUAUUUUAUUUUAUUUUGCUGAAAUGCUUUUUUAUUUCAAAAGGGGUCUUCUUUUAAUUUGGGGGGGAUUGGUGUUGGAUUACUCACUUAAAUGAAGGAAUCAUUUUGUUGUUUCAGUAAAUAUCAAACUGUAUGAACGGAGAUGUUGUAAAAUUGGCCAUAAACUAAAGCAUUAAUUUCCACGCUGUGCAAACUACAUGAAAAUUAAUGGGAUACAUAACGAUACAAUAUAUUCUAUAUAUGUGUGUGUGUAUGUAUGUAUGUAUAUAUUCAAUAAUAAUAAUGUAUGUGGUGUAACACUUGCCUGUUUCUUGAAGUGAAAUCUUGAUUGUCUUUCUUUUUUUGUUUUGAAUAAAUGUAUGAAAAAUAAUUGUUGUGAUUUUGUUGGUUCAUAACUAGCGAGAUAUACAGUACGUUUUAGACAACAACAAUAAACGGAGAGAAGAA